Messenger RNA from Xyrichtys novacula (pearly razorfish), 12834 nucleotides. NCBI's taxonomy places the organism in Eukaryota, Metazoa, Chordata, Actinopteri, Labriformes, Labridae. The record is from the annotation of a GenBank genome assembly.
AUGAAGAGUCUGAAGGCAAAGUUUAAAAAGACGGAGGUAAGAGCACUCUGCUUAAAACUUGAAAGCUUCAAAGUAAAAGUUAUAUAUAUAUCUGUUUGCUAUCUCUUGAGAAAUAAUUCAUAUGGGUUAUGUGUUCUGCAUGAGGCUGGUGAGUCAUUUUUAAAGACCCCAUGUUGGAUUUUUUUGUGUGCUCAUAAGGAGAAAUGGGUUUAAGUGUCAGUGAGCAGCAGGAGAGCAGGGCUGUCUCCAGACUGUUGCUAUAACCAGUGAGCUCAGGUGGCCUUCAAUUAUUUACAAGUGGCAGACCCACACACACACACACAUUCACUCAAUAACACACAAGCACACACACAUGCACAGUGAAAGAUUCCCCACUUUCCUGCUGUUGCCUUCUUGAAACAUGAUGUAACUCUUGAGGACUUUAAAACAUGGUGUUGACAUUUUUUUCCUGGUCCAUGUAGUUAAUUACUUGGUACAUGCUUGAAGCACUGAAGCACCUGUACAAACAAAAAUAGCAGCUGUUAGGAAUGAAUAACUGUAUGAGCAUUAUUACAAGAUUUGCCUCAAGAAGAAAUAUAUCUCCCUGUUACAAGUCACCAAAAACAUUAUUCACUCAAAAGCUGCUCUGGGAGGUUUGUCAAAAUAACUCUCAAAUCAUCCAACUCCAUUGUCGAACAGUGUUUUUAGCCUGUUCGGCCCAUCAUAUCUCCUCCGUCUAAAAAGCAAUCCAGACCUGCAGAACAGAGCCAGCUUAGUUUCCCUUCUUUUUGCUGAGUCCUCACAUCACACAGGCCCAGCUCUGUAACUGCAGAGAAACAGAUCUACAGUACAGAGUGACGCUGCCAGGGAGGUGCUGUACAGGACCUGACAAAAAUAAUGUUCGUAAUGGAAAGACAGAUAAAGCCUUCCCCAGAGAAGGAGAAAUUAAUAGGUUAGAGAGAAAGGAGGACAGUGAGGGGAGGAAGGAGGCGGCUGCAUAUGUGUGUGAAGUGCAGGGGUGCUGAAAACCGGCUGUUCUGUCCCUGUUCUGCGUCUCUGCUAGCAGCCGAAGCAGGAUGACAGGAUCACAUUUUGGAUGCGGAGAGGGAGCUCUGUUCUGUGAGACUUUGCAAUGACAGUAAAUAAUGUUGCCUGAGUUUUUAUGGCAAGAUAUUCAGUUCAUUAGAGGAUUAAAAUGUCUCUGGUUUGUAGAUCUUUGUGCCGCUGUUGUGACCUCUAAAGGGUUUGCCGGAGAAACUUAUAGGUAGCUGGGUUCUCUGCAGUAAGAAAUGUAAAUGUGUGUGUUUGAGAUUGAGCCAGGAUGCAGUGCGAAUUGUCAGUCAGGACACACAAUGGUUGCUCAAUGCUCUGUAGCUGUAUUUAGAUAAGUGUGUAGUGUCCUGCUAGCUGGUAUGGAUCCCCAGCAGCCUGUUUUUAGCCUGAUGAAGCGGCUCUGUCCUUGCUUCAGUCUGCUGCCACUGCCAGUAGGUACCCCUGCUCUGUAUCUUUUAAUACAGGUCUAUAAAAUAAAACUGAUAAGUUUCAUUUUCUUUUCUUGAGAGGCUUUUUAUCUUAGUUUAUUAUAAGUUAAAAAACUUUCUCAGGCAACAAAAUAUUGUACCUGUUUGUUGCACAUACUACGUAGCUUGGAAAGAUGUACAUUGUGUACUCAUAUGUGUUUUUUUGUCAUAUAAAAAAUGCAUUUGGUAUCAGUUUCCGUCGGGUCAGUUCAGGGUGGUGACCUGCCCUCUGUUUUGCCCCCCUCAGAGUCAGGACUGGAGUAAGAGUGAUGAGAGGCUCCUUCAGGCUGUGGAGCAGAAUGAACCCGACAAAGUUAUGGCCCUUAUUGCCAAAAAAGGUCUAUGUCCCACAAAGCUGGAUGCAGAGGGAAAGUCAGCGUAAGUUGGACACCUCAACUCCAGACAUCUGGAGUUGCAUGAAACGUUUUACAAAGUUUUCCUUUUCUACUCAGUAUCAUAGUUAUCUAUGACCUGUAACGGUUGCUUCUUGUAAUGUAAAACUACUCUUUAUCCACAAUUUGUACGGUCCUCCAUCAUCUGGCAGAUUCCACCUCUGUGCAUCCCGAGGCCGCCUUGACUGUCUGGAGGUCAUGAUUGCUCAAGGAGCUGACCUGAACGUCAUUGAUGGUGCUGGUAGGGUAUUAAUUAUCAAACUGAACUUUUUAUGUCAAAACCAAAGACUGUUAAAUCUCACGUAUUAUGGACGAUUUACAUGUUUUUUUAUACCCGAUUCAAGGCUUUAGUGCCCUGCACCUCGCAGCCAAAAACAGUGAAUCAGAGUGUUUAAAGAGACUUUUACAGGUAAAACACAUAUUCACAGUAAACUCAGGCUUUGUAGGCUGCUCUUAUCACAAAUAUUUUAUUUUCUGUCACCUCUUUUCCCACUGACAGGAAAGAUUGGCAGUGGAUUGCACAGACAGCAUUGGUAGGACACCGCUUCAUCAUGCAGGUAACAGUAACAGAACUGAAUAUCCAAGUCUAAUUUGAUUAUGUGAUGGUUAACCUCUAUAUUUUUGGAUAACGCUUUGAUGCUAAAAAUGAGGUAGCAAUGAGGAAAACUUUACACAAAAGGUGAACUCAAUGAUAUUUUAUUAACCUUUUUUAUUUGUGAUGUUAUUUCUAGCCAACAUCAUCAUCAACCUUUACAGUAUUUAGGCAUCAAUAAUCACUGCUAUUGCCCUUGUUCACUAUGAUGCUAAAAUACAAUAUAAAAAUGCUUCAAUUAGUUUAACCUAUUUACCUUUUUUUAAUAAAUAUAUCUUUAUUUGGGACGUUUAAACAGACACAUUAACACAACAAUCCAGCAAAAACAUAAACAUAUGUCCUCCAAUUUUGUUUGUUUUGGUAGUUAUCAGCCCCAUCUGAUUUAUCCCUACAGCUGUCAGUGGCUGCUUGCCUUGCACUGAGACCCUAUGGGACUUUAAAGCCAGUCUGGAUGUCCAGGAUGAGGCAAGCUGAAGAGUUUAUUUACAUUAUUUUAAAUUUUAUUUCACAAACUCUAAGUUACUACUCUAGCUGUGAUCUGGAUUGUAAAAUAACCACUUUUAUGUCUGUCAGGAUGGGGCCACCCCUCUGAUCCUAGCAGCACAGAUGAGCAGAGUGGAGCUGUGUGUCUUUCUGUUGGGUCGAGGAGCAGACGCAAACAUUCAAGACAGCCAAGGAAGGUAGGGGGCUUCAAAUAGUGACCUCCAGGACAUUUUUUGGCUCCUCCUCUGUAUGACAUUCAGGGUUUGGUGAGGCAGUGGGGCCUCUGCCCUGACCACAAAUUAUCUCACUGCCUGCUCUCUCACAGUUGCGGCUAAAGCUGUGACAGAUGAAAUGACAGAGUGUUUGACAGUGGGAGGCCUGCUGAGGCAGACUGGGGCAUGAAACAGCUUUCUUUCUAAGCUGGGACCAAAAAAUACACUCGAGGAUUAUUCUCACAGCAGUUGGGUUGUCUGGGUCAGGAGGAUAGAGGAAGGAUUUUCCCGGGACAUCUCAUGUAUGGGCUGGGUUUGGGAGGCUGCGGGUCAGGAUCUCCUACUGGGUCCAACUUUUGCUUAAACUUUUGACUCCAUAGAGGAUGAUUGGGGAGUUAUCCUCCAGCUAAGGGGUUGGAAGGACCUGUAUUGUUUUCCAGGGUUUUUUAUUGAACAUAAUGUCAGAGUCCUCUGAUUCAAAGAAAUGAACAAAUACUGCCUCACUUCUUUAUUAACAUAGUUUUUUUUUUUUUUGCUCAACAAUGCUCUCGACUGUUUAUUAUGAUUUUUGGAUUGCAGGUCUGCGUUGAUGCUGGCGUGUGAGAGUGACGGUGUCGAGACUGUAGAGGCUCUACUGAGAGGUGGGGCCAACACACAGCUGGUCGAUUCUCUCGGACACAAAGCUAUGGACUACAGCGUAACCACCGGCAACCAGAGCAUCAUUCAUAUGCUAGAAAAUGGAGUACCUCCAGGUAAAAAACAUUUGAUGACGCUGUCUCAUAGUCUGCAUAAGUAAGGUGUGCAGAGCUGUAUAUAAUCAACUUACUCCAUUGUUGUAUUACAACUCGAUAAAAGUCAGAUUUGUGGAAACACAUGAAACACAUGGCUGCAGGAUCUAACAGAUUGUUAGCCUCGGUGUUUGGCUUCUGCGUGUGCCUGUGCUGCUCUGGAUCCUGGUGGUGUCUCUGCUCCCCCAGGAAACUCCUGUAAUGAAAGGAAGUGGAUCAGGAGGACAGCCGGGUGUGAUUCUGAAGUGGGUUAAAAAAAAAGAGAGAGGCCGUCUCGUUCUACUUUUAUCUCCCAACAAAGACACUGCUGAUAUAUGAAAAACAGAUGUGUGGCUGUAAGAAGAUGAAGGAUAGAGUUUGGUGUGCACGUGAUGUCAGACCUCCUCAGUUUUUAUUCUAUGGUUAGAGUUUUUGGUAAAAUUAAGGGUCCCAAUCUAAACUUCAUGUGUGGUAGGAAGUGAAAAUGUUUAUUUUUGCUUUCGAGGUCUAAGUGUCUUGCUCCGUCUCUUUCCUUUUGCAUACGUAGCUGCUGAGGGCACAGGCGAAGAGGUAAUGUUGCAUAGCCAUGUGAUGGAUCACUCCCUCCAUUAAAUGAGAUCAUGGCCUCCUUUGGCCGAUCAUAUUGUGCAUGUUUUCCAAUAUGAGGUCAUUGUUUUUGUGGUCUGCUUUCUUUUUAUUGGCUAGUGUUCCCCUUUGUUGCUGUCCCUGUGUCUUAUCUAAGUUCCCCUUGUUUUCCCGUUUUUAAGUUGAGCUUGACCUCUGCUUGUCUGUGAUCACCCACCCACCCACCCCCACACAGUCCUCCCAAAUCCCCUCAGGUGCCUCAUCAGUGCAAGGGGGCACAACCCCCCGCAAACGGAAAGCUCCUCCACCACCACGCUCUCCUCUCCAGGUACUGUGAGAAACCUCUCGGUGGAUGGAAACUUUUUUUUUUUUUUUGUACAAGACAGGUCAAGACGUUCUGUCUUAUUAGUAUGAAUGAACCACUCAUUAGCACGGCCCACAUUUGCAGACACCAUCUCUGAGCUGUGAAUGAUAGGAUGAUUUGAUUUCCAAUGACCAGAAUGUUUAGUUAACCUACUUUCAAAGGAGAAUUAUUUGAUGAACAAACUUUUUCUCCCAUUUGACCAACUUUGUACUUUGUGACAGAAAACAAGGUACAAGUGUGUCCAUGUUAUUGCAAAUUUAAGUGACCUCUUUGUUAGUAAAUAUGUGAUACAGCGUUGCUACUUUUGGGGUUAACCAGAGAAUAACUCGUCUUUUAUAUUAAAGUUUAUUUAAUUCUUUGUCCAAUCAUGAAGAUCCCAGCUGUGCCACCCACACCACGACCCAGAAGUCCCGCUCUGUCUGCCCAGUCUCCAGAGCCCCAGUCCCUUUCUCCGUCUCCACAGCCUCCAGAGACCCAGCAGCCAGCCCAGGUUUCUGCUUUUUUGCUUGGUUAUAUUCACUGUUUGCCGCUCAUAUCAGGGAAAAUCAGACUUAACGCACACAUUUGAUGUCUUUGCUUCAGUCAGAGGAUGAGGAGGUGUUUGAAGAAAUUAGACGGCUACGUCUGGAAAGGGGCCGUCUGCUCCAGAAGAUCAAGGCACUGGAGCAGCAGCAACAGAGCGCCCUCUUGGCCUUGGAGGAGGUAUUGCAUGCAAGUGGUACAAACAGUGCCCUCUCAGAAUAUUUCAUGAUGCUACAUAAACCUACAUCUAUAGGCUCGAGAUAAGAGUAUAUCAGAAAAUAAUACCGAUUUGUAAAGACUCAGUGUUGCUUGUUGUAACCACCAUUUUUAUACAUGCAUGUGCUCUGCAGUUGUCUCAACUAAAGCAGCGCUUAGAGGUGGCAGAGGCCGAAAGAGACAAGCUGCUUGAGGAGCUGAAGGGCGGUCAUGGCAUUGGGGCUAGUGACUCUGAAGACAUGGAUGAAAUGUUUGACUUCCCAGGUAUGCUAUCUAUGUGAGUCUGAAUUUCCCAGGCCUGACAAAGAGCAUGCAUGUACUUCCAUGCAUGUGCACGCACAUUACUGUGUGUCUGGCCCAUCAGGAAGUACAUGGAUUUAUUUUUGGUGUGGUUGUUCUUUAACUUUCCCUCUAGAGAAGCUGCUCUCCAAACACUCCAGAGCCUCCCCUUCCCCCGAUGUGACCGCAUAUGAAGCAGACACUGACCCGGCCCAGCCCUCUCCUGCUCCAGCAAACCCAGGAACUGUUACUGAGCUGCGUAAACAAAUAGAGGAACUUACCUCACAAAACUCUGAGCUGGUUCUCAAAGUGCAGGUAAGGUCAAGGAGAGUAAUCACGGCAAGACAGACCAAAUGUAAACACAUUGAGUAGGCUCAUACCAGUGUGACAUUUUCAUCACAGAAGCACAGACAUGAUCUCCUCUCUUAUCUUCUGCAAACAAACAUACACAGGCAUACACACACGCUCCUGAAACAGUGAAGUCAAUCGUAAAUGUUUCCCACCAGCAGAUGAAGCCACUGGUUCAGGGAUGCCUGAGUGUCUCUGACUCAAACAUUAGUCAUGACCACUUAAACUUUAUGACUCCCAUGCACUAAUGCAUUAAGGCAGUGUUCAUAGAGGCAUAAAUAGAACAGAGCAGCAUCAGACAUGGGGGCAUACUCCUCACUAAGUGGGUCAUGCUGGUUUGAGCACCGAGAGUAUGUUUUCCUGACAUCUUCAGUUCUGAUCUUUUUUAUCCACCACUGUGUAAAAAACAGCCACCAAGACCAAGAUGUUUGUACACACUUUGAAAUUUCAGUUGAUAAUUAUUCAUAAGAGUGAGUCUUUAUCCAAAAAAUGUGUUCUUCUGUAUUGUGAACAGAUGCUGGAGAUGUUUGAGAAAGAUGAUACAGACAUGCAGACCUCCAGCGCAGACUUUGUGCCUCUCGUCCAGUAUGAGACCCUGAGGAGAGAGUUUGAAGCCCUUCAGGAUCGUCUUUCUCAAGCCCGGGGUUCAGAGGAAGCCUCCAGUGUGGCUGAGGACUGGUAAGAACAAUAGUUCAUAUGUUCAGGCACAUUUAUGACCAGCAGACUGAGAGAGAGCCACUACAGGCCACUUUCACUGUGCUAGACCAGGUCUUUACUCGGAGAUGUGCACACCUUUGCUAAUACCAGUUGUAAAGUCUCAGCAGUGUCUGCUCAGAGCCUCUGUCAGGACCAUUUUUAAAAGUGCUGAGCAUUUAUGUUUUUCUUGCAGCUUGCAGGAGGCUGAGCAGGGCAUGGGGUAUCCAUGACUUCAUAGAUUUGGCAGAGCUUUGAGCUCAAUUAGAGGACACUUGCUGUUAGUGCUCACUUGUUAUACUGAAGUGUAAAAGAUUAUUGUUACAAAGUAAUAUUUAAAUGAUCUGAUUACUUGUCUUCAAGUUACUUUAACCUCUUCCACACUGACUGGCCGAGAAAACACUGCACGUAAUUAAGCACUGUAAAAAAUGUAAUGAAACUUGAUGGUGGUGUUAACUUUUAAUUCUUGAUCAAAGUUUAGACUCUAAUGUUCACAAAACUGGGUCGGGUGUCUGUUUUGGUGUAAAUGUUACCUUUUCAUGUCGAUUUUAAUCUGUCUUGGUGCGAAAUCUGGACAUUUAAAAUUUGCGAUCACGAUGGAAUCAAAGCUUUUAGUAAUUAGUUACAUCGACCAGUAACCAAUCAAAAAGUAACUGAACCAUUAACUGCAUAAUCGAAGUAGUUAUCUACUUGAGGAAGUAACCGAAGUGUUACUUCUCUUUGCCUCAGUACACUCAUUCAUGUUGAUAUUUAGUUUUGCUUUUUAUGUUUUCUCAAAGCAGUAAACUCGACAGCUGACAUGGGAGGAACAUCUUUGACAACAUGCUUUGCAACCAGUCUGUUCUGUCCUUCCUGACUUGCAGAAUGUGGAGCUGGCAGGGAUUUGAAAUCAAUCGUCAGCUGAUGUGUGUUUACUCCACCCAAUAUUCUUAGAGCGAGGAUUCCACUGUGCUGACGUAGCCCUAAAACCUCGCUUGCUGAAUCAGAUGAUUAGUGCAGCGGUCAACUAUUUGACAUGAAGCAAUAAGUGAUGUCUUUUUCAAUUUAUGUUAUUUGAAUUUGAAAAGUCAGUAGAUACAAUUUUAAUCCCUUACUAUCCCUUACUAAGUUAGAUGUUGCAACCAUGUUCCCCAUUUUUGGCUAGUUCUGGGAACAACACCUACUGUAAAGGAGUGAUGUGGACAUGUGUCUUAUACUGUAAAAGCUUGUUUUUGAAAAAUAACCCAGUUCUGGUCUUGUUUCCAUGUGCAGUGAUGAUGAGAAGUCUCAAGGAGGAGAUGCAGAAAGUACUGAAGCUCUAAAAGAGAAGCUGCAAAAAAUGACAGAGCAGUUGGCCUCCUCCCGGUCUGAGCUGGAGGAGCUGAAGGAGCAGAUGCGACUUGGGGUGCUUUCUGUGGAGUGUGGUGAGGGGGAUACUGCAGCAGCAGGUGGUGGGACUGAAGGGGCUGCAGCGGGGACUCCUCGCCAAGAAGCACGGCAACUGAGAGCGAGGGUGACGGAGCUAGAGGAGGAGCUAGCCAAGAGAGAGGGUGAGGCAGAGGGCCAGAGCAGCCAGGACAGUGACACAAUCAAACAGCUGACAGAGAAAGUAAAGGAACUCCAGGCUGCUCUGGUCCAGAAAGAGUCUACGAAACACAAAGAGGAGAAAGGCGAAGACGGAGAAGAGGCUGAAACAGUGAGGCUCCUGAGGGCAAAAGUGGCUGACUUGGAGGCAACCCUGGCAGAGAGCGGGACAUCGGGGACAGUGGGAGGAUCAGCAGGAGAGGGGGACCAGGUCCGCCGUCUGCAGGAGCGCGUGGGAGAGCUGGAGGGGCAGCUGAGAAAGAGUGUGCCCCGCUCUGAGCUGGAAGAGGUGCAAGUGACUCUGGGGCUCCAGUGUGAGCAGCUGGCCAGGGAGCGAGCGGAUGUGGCCAGGAGACUCAACAAUGCUCUCCUGGACCUGGAGAGACUCAGGCCACCUCAACGAGUGGAUGAUGAAGAGGAAGAGGAUGAGGAGGAUCAUUCAGAGAGCUCAGAGCCCUCGGUCACAGCAGGUGUGCAGUGUCAUGUUGUUCUACUUUGUGAAAGCCUUUGGGUCGUAAAAUUCCCGUCUCUUUUGCCAAUUUUCUAAAUGAUCACAUCUCCAUCCAAUCAGAUCACUCCAGACGCUCCCUGGCAUCAGUAAGAGAGGAACUGGAGGUUGCGAGGCAGGAGGCAGCCCAGGCUUUGGAUUGUCUGUGUGCAGAGCGAGAAGGCCGUGCACAAGAUGCUCUCCAGCUGAAAGAUGCAGUGCCUCUGUCAAAGCACAGGGAGGCGCUGUCUGCAGUGUCUGAACAGCUGGCUCAGACACUACAGGAGCUCCAGGAGGAGAAGAGCCUGCGGGGUCAAGCUGAGGAGCAGACUGCAACACUAGAGGCCAAACUGCAGGCCAUGCAGGAUGCUGUACCGAAAGAGGAGCAUGAGCAAAUCAAGGUGACAACAAUGGAGUUUGUCAGAUCAUGUAUUCUAUUAUAGGUGUAGAGUUGCAGCUGAGGCCCGGUCUUUUAGAAAUCAGGGUGCCAAGGUCAUAACUAGCAAAUGAAUGCGCCUUAGUCAGUGUGUUUGGCAAUUUAUUAUUCAUUCAUUAUGGAAAUAACUAAAAGGAAACAUGGCCAAUUUCUACAACUAAAUUAAUGUUUAGAUUCCAAAAAAACACAAUUUUAGAAUAGUUAGCACAAUGUAAAACAGCUUUUUGUUGCAGCUAAUAUAAGCAAUUUAAAGUUGGUUGUGUAAUUUAGUUGAAUUGGAGGGUAGUGGCUUUUUGUUGAUUAUGACUUAAUCGUGUUCAAAGCUAAAGAGCAGGACCAGGAAAGCUGAAUUUAGACAAGAUUAAGGGCAUAUAAUUGCAAAUAAGGGAAAUGAUGUGCUUUACUAAUGUGCUUUACAGUCCAGUGGUUAAUGUAUGAAUAUGUUUGAGAGGUUUUCUCAUUCCUUGUUGAGCGCUUGCACGUUUGAACACAAUGACAUGUCAUAAGAAAACCCAUGGCUUUUUAAAGAGCAUAAUGGACUGAUUCCUUUGCUCCCUGGAACUCAGGCAGAGCUCCAGCGCCUCCUACAGACGAGUGAGAAAAGUGCAGCCACUGCUCAGGAGGCCUUAAGUGAGAAGGAGAUGGAGUUGAGAGAGCUGAAGUCCCAGAAGGCCGCAGAACAGGGUCUGAUCUCUAAGGAGGACCACGAAGCCCAGCGACUCUCUUUGCAGGCAGAGAUCAACGCUCUCACGGCCCGUUUUAAUGACCUCACUCGUAAACAUGAGAAGACCUGCACUGAGGUUUGUGUGUGUGUGUAUACCUUCUCAUCUAGAGCCACAUUUGGUUUCAUUGUGUUUACCACAAAGUGAGCGGUGUUCCAUGAAGGCUUUUCCCUCCCUCUGCAUUAUUCAUAUGUGUAUUACUUUCUCUUUUCAGUACCUCCCUAUACUUCACCAACCCUUCAGUGUAUUAUAUUAGUGUACUGAUGCACUGAAGUUAGUUUGCAUUUACCCCCCAAAGCCUGCACAGUGACAAUCUGUUAUGAGAACUGUCUCUUUGUUAACUGGUUAGUUUCCUUGCCCAUUAGAUACUUCAUAUCCUGAUUACUCUUUAUUUCAAAAGUAAAAGCUAGUGUGCUUUGUACUAGAAAUAGACAAAUACAGCCAGUGUGUAUAUGAGGUCACAUUUUUCUUUGGCGUAAACUUUAACAGCACAUUCAAAGCCAAUGUGAAUUGUUUAACUGCAGCUUUUGUUUGCAUAAACAUCAGUGUUACUGCAGAUUGAGAUACAGCCAGGGGUGAAAGUAAGCUGGUGUGCAGCGGUACGCCGUGCCGGGAAGACAUAAACUGCAGUUUACAGCCGGUAUGCAAACUUUCACCCCUGCAAUGUCUGUAGGCUACAUUUGCUUACCAUGUUGCCACACGUCAGUCUGCACUCUGCAUUGUAAUGGUAGUAAUCCAACAGGAUCAUGCUGCUUGCAAGUGAGUCGUAUUUGCUUCCGCGAACAAACAAACUCCAGAAGCGGGAGCGCUCAGUGCGAACUUUUGAUUUGACACUGGUUGCCUUGGCACUGGGGACCGCCUCCCACCUUUUGCAGAAGGAGGGAACUUUUAAAGAGACGGCUGCUUCAGUUUUAAUGCAGAAAUAAAGCAAAAUGCAGUGAAAAAUUGAUUUUAUGUUCAAGAGAAAGAGAGAUGCAGCAGAUGAUGAUACUGUGGCAUCAGAGUCGGCACCUCAUUAAACUUGGGUGUGCUCCUCUUGUACAAAGCCUACGGGUACAGUACCUGCAAGAACCUUAUCCUACUUUCACCCCUGGAUACCACAUAGAUCCUCCUACAUUUACUUAAGCCGAGAGCAGCUAAAUAGGAAUGAUGACCGGUCAAAGAUUUUCUUCCUGCAGUAACAGGAUGCCAUUGCUGGCUUUGCUUGUCUAGGUGUUCCAGGUCCAGAGGGAGGCUCUCUUUAACAAGAGUGAACGGCAGGUUGCAGAGUCCCAGCUGACCACCGUGCAGCAGCAGCUUUCAGAGUUACAGGCCAAAUCCAGCCACAUCCAGGAGCUCCACAAAAACAUUCAGGAAUCCCAGGGGCUGGUCAAGGAGAAGGACCGCAAAGUACGACCUCAGGGAGCAAAUUCAGAAUAUACUUGAAAUUACCCAUGAGGGAGUCAAACUGAUGUGUCUGUCUGUCUUUAGAUUACAGAGCUGUCAAAGGAAGUGUUUCGGCUAAAAGAGGCCCUGGGAGCUCUGUCACCUCCUUUGGGUAUCACAUCCUCCUCUUCCCCCUCCUCAUCCACUCAUCAUGGUAACCCAGGGCAACAAGUGGCACUACAGAACAGGAUUGCCAUACUCACCCAGCAGCUACAGGUGACACUGAUAAUGGGGCUGUUUGAAGCGAAGAAAUAAUUACUAGAAGUACUUGGUUGACUGCCAUAUGUAUCACCAAUGUCAUUAACAUGUCGAAUCUCUCAUGACAUUAACAUCGUCUUUUUGCAGGACUGGGAGAGAAAGCACAAACAGGUGGUGGCCAUAUACCGCUCACAUUUACUGGCAGCUGUGCAGGUCAGUUAUAUUUGCUCAUACACACCAGGAGUCCCAAUUUUAAAUGAAAUCUAAGGAGAUUUUUUUAUUGAAUAUCUGUAUGUUUUUAAGUUUUUGUGUACUUGAUGGCAUAUUUCAGCUGUUGAUGGCUUUCAGCUUGUUUCACUCCCUCUCAUAAUCUGUUGUGCGAACUGCACAGACGGCUGAAUUGGACUUUGACCUCUUUGUUGUGAAUACAAUAAAGGGUGGAAAUGAUCUGUCCAUCUCUCUGCUACCUAGACAAAGUGGAUGAAAUUUCAGGAGAGGUGCAGGGGAAGGGGGGGUGGAUCACUUUCAUCAUAUUCCACAACUAAUAUAUACACCUAAGCUUUUUCGUCAUGCUGGUGGUAACAUGAGGAUUUUCAGGUUGUUGAUUUUUGGCGACUGCUUCCUCUGCAUACUUAGGACAUCUUUUUUAUGGCUGCUUUCUGCACCACCAGGCCUUUAACUGGUUUUGACACCUAACUAUGUUUUAUGCUUGAAUCUUGCAAGAGUGUCUUCAAUCAGGAGCAAGGAGGAGUGCCGUGCAGGCUUACUGAUGCGAUUGAUACACCUGACAUUUAUCAGUGUGCCAGAAAAGGUCCAGUGUUUUAGGUCACUGUGAAGGGUAGCAGUAUAUUUUUUGAGAUUAUAUGUUACCACAUCACCGAGGUUCUUGCUGUCUGGUUAAAUUAAUGCCAUACCUUCCUUUAUAUGACAAGAAACCCAUGAAGAAGCCUCAUUUCAUUCUCUGUUUUGUGAUGCCCAACAGGGUCGAAUGGAUGAAGAGGUGCAGGGCUUGCUGCUCCAGAUCCUGAGGAUGUCACAGCCAGGACACUGA